AGGCGGGGCCGACGGCCCCUAGAUAUGGCCUAUUUCCCUCGCCUGGGAAAUUACAUGCUCCGCUUCUUGGAGAGGAUGCGGCCGUCGUCGCAGGUGCCAGCCGUUCGCCGCCAGGCCGCUGCUGUGAACGCGCCCGACCUGGCCCGGGACCGCUUCUUCCUCUUGGAGCUGCCAGACGCCGGUCUGGCUCACUUCACCCUCUGCGGCGACUACGGGGAGGGCGGCACAGACUGGAGCGCCUUGGCCGCCAGAGAUCCCCGGCUGGAGGCGUUCCUCCUCGCGCCCGGGCGCACCUACUCCCUGUGCGUGCCCGCAGUCCCGGGUUCGGGCUACCGCGGCCGGAUCCUAGCUGCGCGCCUGCACCAGCACCUGCUCCAACAACUUAGCCGGGACCCCUUCCGGCAGUGCGAGCUGCGGCGCCUCCUCUGUUACUCCCCGGACAGCCGCUCCGGGAUCACGGAGAAGGGCUUCAUCCUGUGGGACCCCCACGACUGCUUGGAGAUACAGCGCGCCUUGCAGGGCCUGCUGUUUGCGUGCGAAACCCCGAGGCCACAGAUGGGCAUGUUCAAAGCCGACCACAGUGGCCUGCUGUGGCAGAGGCUGUGGGAACUCCCAGGAGUGGUCGGGGAUAAAGGGGGUACAUUUCGGGUGGUGCCCACGGAAGAGCCCCCUCUGCACCCUUUAGUGCCAGAACUGCCCAUCACUGUGGUGUUUCCCAAUCUGGAAGAAACCCGAAAAGUUUUUGAGGAGUGUAUACCUUUCAUUCCUGAAGCAAAGGAGAUCCUUAACUUGGUGGAUAAAUGCCCGAAGAAUCUCCAGAAGGGAAGAUUCCCUGUCAUUGUUAUUGAGGGUUUGGAUGCUACUGGAAAAACUACAGUGACUGAAAAAGUCUCAAAAGCAUUGAGGGCUGUUUUCCUAAAAUCACCUCCACCCUGUGUCAGCCAGUGGAGAAAAAUAUUUGAUGAUGAACCAACAAUCAUCAGGCGGGCAUAUUAUUCUUUGGGAAAUUAUAUCAUGGCUUCUGAAAUAGCUAAACAAUCUACCCAGGCUCCUGUGAUUAUAGACAGGUACUGGCACAGCACAGCUGCUUAUGCAAUUGCGACCGAGAUAAGUGGCCUUCCCCACCACCUACCUCCAGCUCAUCACUCUGUGUAUCAGUGGCCCCAGGACUUGCUCAGACCUGAUAUUGUACUGCUGCUAACUGUGAAUCCUGAAGAGAGGAUUCAUAGGAUUCUGGGACGUGGGAUGCAUAAGACAAAAGAAGAAAUUGAACUGGAAAACAACGAGUUAUUUCGUGAAAAGGUGGAAAUAUCCUAUCAGAGGAUGGAGAAUCCUUCCUGUCACACGGUGGAUGCCAACCCCAACAGGAAAGUAGUCAUCGCAACUGUUUUAAAUAUAAUUAGAAAGCAUUGUGCCUCAUUGUAGUCACUCCUGGGAGGUGACAGAUUUUACCUAAUAACACACUAAUAAAGGUCACCCCAGAAUAUAUCCUGCUAUUUUUCUAGAUCCCUUUUAGAUACUUAAAGUAGAAGAAAAAGAUGGAACUUAAUAUGUACCAUACACACAUGGACAUGGGGCUAAAAGACCUAUGUUCAAAUCCUACCUCUGAUACCUAUUACAUAUGGAAUUCUGGGGAAGUCACUUAACUGCCCUGGGCCUCAGUUUCCCAAUUUAUAACAUGAGAGGUUGGGACUCAGUCUCAAAUGUCUGUUCAAGUUUUAGACUUAUGAUCCUAAUAUCUAUGUGUCAGGCACAAGAUAAUAGCAAGAGCAUAAUAUUUGAAGUCAGAGAACCUUGGUGUGAAUUCUGACUCUGCUACUUAGUAACUGAGAUUGUGAGCAUAUUGCUUCCACUACUCUAUCUUCUAAAUUUCCUUCCAACUCUACAUCCUGUGAUCCUGUUUUAUGUAUGUGUACAGAAACACACAUGUAUAUUUGUCAUACAUAUAUAUGUAUGCAGGUACACAUACAAAAAUAUGUAUGUGCACUGCAUGUAUAUGUGAAUAUAUAUAUGUAUCCCAAACAUUCCCCUCUGGAUAAUGCUUGCAUUAUAUAAGAUAUUAUUUAUCCAGAUAUUCUCUUCCAGAUCAUGAUAUGAUGUCCUCUAGCAGUGGAUUAAUAAAGGAAUUAUUUUCCUGUCUUCUUUAUUAAAAAAAAAAUCCUGGAACAAACUGCAACUUUAAACAAUCCUGGAAUUAUUUUCUUACUUUCUUUGCUGAAAACAAACCAUGGAACAAAAAGUCUGUAUGAUCUUGCAUGUCCUCCCAAGUACUUAUUAUUUCAUUCCUGUAUAUCACCUGUAGUAUCCCUUUGAAUAUCUCUCUUUCUCAGGGAGAUAGCCGUCAUGUAGCAGUAUCCCUGAAAGUUUUCUGGCUUCAGUGAAUGCUUCUGCUAGCACUCAGAUUCUGUAUUAUAAUAACUGACAUGCUUUGGAUACACCUUUAAAGAUGUUUAUUCUUCCAACUGGAUGUCUCUCCUGAGGAUGGCUCCUGGGUCCAUCCAAUGCCACCUUCCAUCAAGAAUGGCUUCCUUGCACAGGAGGCUUAGGACUCCUAACUGGAUAAGGCACCAGACUAAAUAUGGGAGAAAGCAGCAAAGGACAUAUUUCUUCUUGGAACUGAAUCUUGGAACUUCUUUGUUGGUCUUGGACUUGCAUUUCAAAAUUGUCAAGGUAAAACUUGAGUGCAAAAUGCUCUGAGAAAUGAACAUUAGCAUUUUAACAAUUGUAUCUUCUGAAUAAAGUAUAGGUUCCCGA
Sarcophilus harrisii (Tasmanian devil) is the source of this 2754-nucleotide messenger RNA. RefSeq names its product cytidine/uridine monophosphate kinase 2 (gene CMPK2). The coding region runs from base 25 to 1425 and encodes 466 amino acids. Gene Ontology annotation, molecular function: dTMP kinase activity. Lineage: Eukaryota; Metazoa; Chordata; Mammalia; Dasyuromorphia; Dasyuridae. The record is from RefSeq and is a predicted model, not a curated record. Gene Ontology annotation, cellular component: cytoplasm; mitochondrion. The transcript has 5 exons. Gene Ontology annotation, biological process: dUDP biosynthetic process; dTTP biosynthetic process; dTDP biosynthetic process.